AUGCACUGCCUCACUGGUGACGAUGUAACACUACUGAAAGAGGAAAUUCGAAAGAAGUUCUCCAUCGAUGCGAGCAACGAGUGCGUCAGCGGUAGCUCGAAUUAUUACGAGUGGAAGACGUUUCUCGUGUGCACUUAUAUCAACCUAAUACCUAUUCCUGCCUACAUCACCAUUCUUGUUCUCAGGAAACUUACUAUCUCGAAACUGAGCAUUCAAACAGCCAUGUCUCAAGGCACUAAACACCUUCAUUCCCAACUACUCCUGAUGCUCACAUUCCAAGCAUCCUUACCUAUGACGUUACUCUUGGGCAGUUUCGCAUAUGCAAUUGGCCAAUCGGACAUUUAUCAUCAUCCUCUUCUAGAGUAUUCCCUCAGUUUUGUGACAGUGCCUGUUCCAGCGCUGAAUUCUAUCGUAUCACUAUAUUUCAUUGGGCCUUAUCGUAUUUGGAUACGCGAUUCACUUCUGUGUUGGAAAAAGCCCGUCCCCAUAACCACUGUACACAGCAUCGGGACCAUAACAUUUGUGAAAUAG
Ostertagia ostertagi is the source of this 531-nucleotide messenger RNA. The record is from the annotation of a GenBank genome assembly. NCBI's taxonomy places the organism in Eukaryota, Metazoa, Nematoda, Chromadorea, Rhabditida, Trichostrongylidae.